Octopus sinensis (East Asian common octopus) is the source of this 372-nucleotide messenger RNA. RefSeq lists its product as uncharacterized. Gene Ontology annotation, biological process: DNA integration. NCBI's taxonomy places the organism in Eukaryota, Metazoa, Mollusca, Cephalopoda, Octopoda, Octopodidae. The record is from RefSeq and is a predicted model, not a curated record. Gene Ontology annotation, molecular function: nucleic acid binding. The transcript has a single exon. The coding region runs from base 1 to 372 and encodes 123 amino acids.
AUGCACGGUGAUAAACUUCUUACACGAGGUGUUCGCAAGAUUUCACGUACCGGAUAUGGCGUCUCUGAUAACGGAACACGGUUUAUAUCUCGUGAGUUUAAAAGAUUCUGCAUGAUAUUCACGUUAGAGCAUGGAACUAUACCACAGUAUCACUCUAGAUCGAAUGGAAGGGCUGAACGGUUCGGGAACUCUUUCAAGAUAGUUUUAAAGAAAGCUAAUAAGCAAGCCACGAACGAGGUCGAGAUCCAACAAUUCUUAAGGGUAUACAGAGUAACUCCGAACGCAAAUGCGCCAGAAGAAUGUUCACCAGCAGAAUUAAUGUUUGCCAGAAAUGUGAGGUCAGUAUUUGAUAAACUGUUACCUUACCUGUGA